GCCUGAACUCGGAGCAGUUGGAUGCAGAAGUUGGCAUGGCGGUCUCGAUUUUGGCCAGUUUGUUGGGACUCACCAACGGAUCAGAGGAUCAGAUGCAGUUGGCCUUCGAAGAAGUCACCAGGAGGAGGACUCCCGUUAGGCAGGCCACCCACCUGAAGAUGUCCGCUCCCAUACGCUACUACUACGACCUGAUGUCGCAGCCCUCGAGGGCCCUCCUAAUUAUAUUCCGCCUCAGCAAUAUGCCAUUUGAGGACUGUGUGGUGGCUCUCCGGAAUGGCGAGCACUUGACCGACGACUACAAGCGGGAGAUAAACCGAUUCCAGCGGGUGCCCUGCAUCCACGACAACGGCUACAAGCUGGCCGAGAGCGUGGCCAUUCUGCGGUAUCUGAGCGCCAAGGGCAAGAUCCCGGAGCACCUCUAUCCCAAGUAUUUUGUCGACCAGAGCCGGAUCGACGAGUUCCUCGAGUGGCAGCACAUGACCCUCCGACUAACCUGCGCCAUGUACUUCCGGACCGUCUGGCUGGAGCCCCUCCUCACCGGCAAGACGCCCACGGAGGCCAAGAUCGAGGUCAUGCGGAUGCACAUGGAGCGCAACCUGGACGUGGUCGAGGAGGUCUGGCUGGAGGGCAAGGACUUCCUCACCGGCAACUCCCUCACGGUGGCCGACAUCUUUGCAGCCUGCGAGAUAGAACAGACACGCAUGGCUGACUACGAUGUGAGGAUCAAGUACCCCAAGAUCCGGGCCUGGCUGAAGCGAGUGCGCCAGAGCUGCAAUCCGCACUACGACGUGGCCCACGAGUUCGUCUACAAGAUAUCCGGGACAGGACCUCAGGCGAAGCUCUAGGGCUCUGCGAAGGAUCUGAAGGAUCAGAAACAUUGCCAUUAUGUAUAUAUAUACCUUAGGGGGGGAUUUAGAUGUAAAAAAAUAAUAAAUAUUAAAAAUAUUAAAAAUAUAAAAAAUAAAUAAUGAAAAACAUCUUAUUUUUUUCUUGUUUAUCCUUGUACAAUUUAUUCUUAAUAUUGGUUGUUGGUUUCUCAUUUUUUUUUUUUAUUAUUGUGUCGUGGCUUAUAGAAUUUUUGUUUUUUUUUAUAGAAAUCCACAAUUGUUUUUGUUGUUGGUUGUUUGUUUGUUUGUUGUUUGUCGCAAUAAAAAAAAUCAUAAUAAAAUAUAAUAUAUAUCAGAUGUGUACAUACAUAUACAUACGUGUAUCUAUAUAUGCAUAUAUAUAAUAGAAAAUACAAUUUUUAAAAAAUAACUACCUAAAGUCUAACAAAAAAUUGUUUUUAGCAUUUAAUAAUAAUAUUUAUAUAGCAACGUUGCGCGCUUUUUGUGGUUAUUUCUAUAUACUUUCUUUCGACUUUCUUUCUUUCUUUCUUGCUUACUACUCUUCUGCCAUUUAUCCUCGUUCUCUUUCUCCCUAUUAUCAUUCGUUUAUUCCUGUUCCUCCUUCUUCGGUUAACAAAACAAAAUGCAUACAAAAUAUAUAAAUGUUUAUCUUUUUCUUUUCUUUUUUUUUUGUUUUUUGUUUUUUUUUUCUUCAAGUGUAUAUAUAUAUCCUUUUUUUUCUUUUUAUAUAUGGGUGUGUAAGUGUGUAAGUGUGUGUUUGUGUGGGGGGGGGGGUUCAACUCAUAAAAGUGUGUAAAAAAAUGAAAAAAAAUUAAAUUGUAUAUACAAGUAUUUAAAAAAAAAUAUUAUGGGAAAAAUACUAUACAGUACAGGAUGGUAUAUGUAUAUAUGUGUGUGUGUGUGUGUGUAAGGGGGUAUAUAAAUCUACAUACUUCUACCGGAUAAUUGCUUAAUUAACUCUCUUUUCUUCAUCAUCGUCUAUGCGUUUUCCUUUCACUUUCAAAAAAAUACCUUAAAUCAUACAAAAAUCAUAUACAAACUACACAAAAAUAUAUUUCUAUAUAAUAUAAUUUCUUUAUAUAUAUAUAUAUAUAUAUAUAUGGUAUUAUGUGUAAAUGUAAAUUUAUGCCAUCGUUUUUGUUGUUGUUGUUAUGCUUAUUACAUUUUGGUAAACAUACAUUAUAUAGUUGCGUUUCUUCAAGUGUAUACAUAAUUUCAAACAUAUAGUUUUUUUCUUUUUUGCUGGCCACCUGUCCGGGUGUUUUUUUUUUUAAGUUAAGGAUUUAAGAUUAAAGACAUUUAAUUUAAAUAUGUAUAUAUUUUGUAUCUCUUGGAUGCACCUUUUCUUGUUAAUUUUUUUUUUAACAUGCACCCCCUCACAAAAUAAAAGACAGAACAAGUUAUAGGAUUAAAAAGUUAAAAAAAAAACAAUUUUUUUUGGAAAAAAAAACUUUAAAGCAAAGAAUCUAAGGCACCAAAAAAAUGGGUUCUACAUCCGCUAUCUCUCUCCAGAACUCCCUCGCUCUCCAUUCUCCACUCUCCACUCUCCACUCUCUCUCUCUUUCACUUUCUUUUGCUUACACAACAGGUACACGCACACAUACAGGCAUACGAAACAGACAUACACUGAGAAAAACGAUCAACUGAAGGACUGGGCCGGACAGGCAGCUACAUGCGCGUGUGUUUGUGUGUUUCCUAUACAUAGGUGUACAUAUAUAAUGGUGUUUAUAUAUAUAAAUAUAUAUAUAUAUAUAUAUAUGGUUAACAAUUUUUGUUGCGUUCGUUAAUUGUAUAUAUAUAUAUAGAUGAUUACUUUACAAAUAUAUAUAUAUAGUAGGGAUUAUUUAUGCGAUUUCUUUCUGCACUGUGUUUUGUUUUGUUGUAUACGGUUUACAAAAUAGUUGCUCUCUCUCUCUCUCUGUCUCUGUCUCAUUCUCGCUGCGUAUCUCUUUCUAAAUAACUGCUGCUGUCUCUUUCAUCGACAAACUAGUGCUAUCUCUCUUGGUUCCCUUUUCGUUAAUGUCUGUGUGUGUCAGAGUGUGUGUGUUUCUGUGUGUGUGUGUGUGUGUGUGCGAAUAAAUAAUUAUUAUUUUAAUAAUAUAUAUUUUUUUUCAGCUCCUGAUAGAUUUCAUUUAAGAUUGUUACUUUUGCGUUGCUUUGUUGCGUUAAGAUCCUGUUUUUAUCCUUUUUUUUUUGUUUUUAGGGAGUUGUGUUUUUGGUUUAAAAAAUAUCUGUUUUUUUUUUUGUUUAAGAAACCAAUGAGGAAUUUCAUUUCAAACACAACCCCCUUGUCGGAAUUUGCACAUGAAUAUAUGUAUAUAUAGGUAUAUAUCUUGAUACAAUAAUGUUGGUAAUACUAAAAAUUUAACUUCUCUGCUUUGGUUACACUUGAUUGAUCAUGUUUUUCAUUUUCAAACAUUUUUUUUGUUAUUUUUCGUUAAGUUUUUGGACACAAAUUUAGCAACUGCACAUUGAUAUUUAAAUACAAUAAUUCUAGUGAUUCCUUUUUGUUUAAGUUUGUUUUGGUUGGAAAAACCCUUUUGUUUUGAAAAAAGAAAACUCUAGAGGGUUUUUGGAAAAAUCAACCAGAGUCUUCUUCAGUUUUCCCUCAAGGAUCAGCAUGACUGACUGUCCUGACAGCGAAUCGAAGAACCAAUUUCGGAAUAUAAGGACAUUUUUCAAAAAAAACUGUUUUCUAAAUGCCUUUAAAUCAGUUUGUUUCUGUCCAAACAUGCCUAAACUGGUCUAAAACUUGUCUAAACAUGUUUAGUCCUGUCUAAACAUGUCUAAACCCUGUCUCAACUGGUCUAAACAUGUCUAAGCCCAGCAUAAACAGGUCUAAACCUGUCUUAACUUGUAUAAACUGGUCUAAAUCCUGUCCAAACAUGUCUAAACUGGUCUAAACAUGUUUAGUCCUGUCUAAACUUGUCUAAAUCCUAUCUCAACUGGUCUAAACAUGUCUAAACCCAGCAUAAACAGGUCUAAACUAGUCUUAAUUGGUACAAACUGGUCUAAGUCCUGUCCGAACAUGUCUUAACUGGUCUAAAACAUGUCUUAACUUGUCUAAACCAUAUCUAAACUUGUCUAAACUGGUCUAAACUUGUCUAAGACCUAUCUAAACCUAUCUAAACAUGUCCAAACUUGUCAUAACCUCUUUGUAAACCUUUGUAUCCUUAAUACUUUCUUUCUUUCAAACUGUUUGUUUUUUAUCAGAUUAUUCAUGUUUUUAAAUAUAUAUUUUUAGUAUACCCUGAUGGUAAACUCUUGUUUAACUUUAAGCCUUUGUUUUUGGGGAUAUUCGUUAAUUUGAACUGUUUUAGCUACUUGACAUGUGUUUCUUUCUCUGAGUGUAGUUUCAUUUUUACUUUUCUGUUUUUGUUUCUGUUUCUGUUUCUGACUUUUUCUUCGAGUGUAGGUGUGUCCUGUUGGUUCCUCCUUCGAGGGCAUCAUCUCAAAAUCUUCUUCUUGGUUGAUGGUUAGUCUGAUGGGAUUUCCAAUCCUUGUCCUUGUCCUUGACUAGGAUGUCCUUGUUGUCUGAGCCGUGAUUUCAAAAA
Messenger RNA from Drosophila ananassae, 4402 nucleotides. It is a transcript of the gene GstT3, whose product is annotated as glutathione S-transferase theta-1. Gene Ontology annotation, cellular component: cytoplasm. The transcript is spliced from 4 exons. Bases 36 to 845 code for a protein of 269 amino acids. Gene Ontology annotation, molecular function: glutathione transferase activity. Lineage: Eukaryota; Metazoa; Arthropoda; Insecta; Diptera; Drosophilidae. Gene Ontology annotation, biological process: glutathione metabolic process. The record is from RefSeq and is a predicted model, not a curated record.